Messenger RNA from Nerophis lumbriciformis (worm pipefish), 1437 nucleotides. Its product is annotated as axonemal dynein light intermediate polypeptide 1-like. Gene Ontology annotation, cellular component: axoneme. NCBI's taxonomy places the organism in Eukaryota, Metazoa, Chordata, Actinopteri, Syngnathiformes, Syngnathidae. The record is from RefSeq and is a predicted model, not a curated record. Gene Ontology annotation, molecular function: dynein heavy chain binding.
CAGAGGGACAAUGUUGCACAUUCUAAUAUCUAAACCCUUGCAAUGCACUUUGUAGCGGCCAUGUGCACGGGUAACGCCCAAAGAAGCCAGCUGUCAGGGUAAAAAUGACAAGUUCGAUUGGGCUUCUUUGGAGAUAAUUGUGUGAAGCACCAUGAACGUCCCUGAAGAGACGCUCCUCAAAUAUGACUGCCCGGUUGUCGUUCCUAGAACCGCAGAUAAAAAAACAGCAAAGAGACCAAAAACUCCCUUGAAGUCCAAAACUCCGCAGCCUACGAGCAGCUCUGUGGCACGUCCUCGCAAGUCCAUCACAGCCACCCUUGAAGACAUCAAGCAGAAGAAUGAAGACAUUCUCACUCUCAUGUUUGCGCCCAGGAGAUGGAUGGAGGGAAACCAAGAGUGGUUUCAGAAAGUCUCCAGUGCACCGUCCACUCGAGUGGACGUGGUGAACCUGGAGGAAGAACUGGACAGGAAGUUGGUCCAGCUGCAUUCCAUGGAGACGGGCAUCUGCCCUGUGAGAAGACACUUGUACACCCAGUGCUUUGACGAGCUGAUCAGACAAGUGGUCCUCAUCGGCGCUGAGAGGGGUCUCUUGUUGCUGCGGGUAAGAGAUGAGAUCCAAAUGACCAUUGCUGCCUACCAGAAGUUCUACGAGAGCAGUAUGGUGUUUGGGAUGAGGAAAGCUCUACACGAUGAGCAGGACAAGGCGGCCUUGGAGGAGAAGAUUUGUGAUUUGGAGAACUUAAAAGAGGAGCUGGUGGAGCGACUGAAGCAGCAAAAAGGUAAACGUAUAGAAUUGGCAAAAACGUCGGUGGAAAAAAAGCAAGUACAGGAAAGUGAGCACACGGAGCAGAUUCAGCUGCUGAGGAAAACCAACCAGCAGCUCAAGGUGCAGCUGGAAGGGGCCCUCACAGCAAAGAAAUAACAACAUCUACUUUAAAAGUCUGGGAUUGCCAUCACCGUCAAAUUCAAACCAAUUGGCUUCAACAGAUGAAGUUAGAGAGAGGACAGACUUUUGUGACGUUUAUUAUUUGACACUGUAAAGCAACAUUUACCUCAUUCCUUCUUCUCUUUGGCAUUUAUCUUGUGUAAAGUGACCUGCACAAUGAUUUAAAGUGACCUGCACAAUUAUUUAAAGUGACCUGCACAAUGAUUUAAUGUGAUCUAUAGAAUGAUUGCACUUAAUGCAAACUUGAUUCAGUCAAUACCUUUUCAGUACUAGGCCCACAAUCAUUUGUUGUUGUUUGCUAUUUUCUCCCCACACAUUCACACACUCACUGUUGUUGUUUGCUAUUUUCUCCCCACACACAUUGUUGUUGUUUACUAUUUUCUCCCCACACAUUGUUCUUUGGUAUUUUCUACCCGCACACAUUGUUGUUGUUUGCUAUUUUCUCCCCACACAUUCACACACACACAUUGUUGUUUGCUAUUUUCUCCCCA